AUGGCGUCUCAUUUUCUCUUUGUUUCCACCCUUAUAGUUUGGGUUUUACUCUUCCUGGGAAAUGUUAGCGCCCAGACCUGCUGGCGAGAUACGAAAUGCACCGGCGCAGAGACAGCCGCAUUCCCUGGUGAAUGGGAAUCAAAUAUAUUUGCUCCCUCGUCACGCACCGUUGCCCCCAAGGCCGUCUUCCGGUUGGAUACCGGAGAAAGCAUUUCGAUAGAAUCAGCUUCGUUGACCAGCACUAACUCAGGCAUCUAUUACGAUUUCGGCCUCGAAGUUGGAGGUGUUGUUACGAUUCAGUACUCCGUGUCGUCUACUGAUGGCGAGGGGGCCCUUGGCAUAGCUUUUACGGAAGCUAAGGAUUAUAUUGGGCCGAUCUCAGACAAGAGCGCAGACAUAUCUGAAAGGAAUGAUGGUGCACUGUACGCCAACUUUUCCUCAGCCGGAAACCACACAUAUGAAAUGCCAACUGAGCAACUCCGUGGGGGUUUUCGAUAUAUGACAGUAUUCCUUACUGGGGCCGCAUCCUUUGUUACAGUCACCGGUGUCAGUUUAGAGAUAUCCUUCCAGCCAACUUGGUCAAAUCUGCGCGCCUAUCAGGGGUAUUUUCAUAGCAGUGACGACCUGCUUAAUAAAAUAUGGUAUAGCGGUGCCUACACUCUGCAGACAAAUGCUCUUCAUCCCUUGACUGGACGAGUCUGGCCUGCUCCGGAGAGUCAAUGGCUGAACAACGGGAAUAUCGGCGUAGGCGACACCAUCAACACCGAUGGCGCAAAGCGUGACAGGACCGUUUGGCCCGGCGACAUGGGUGUUGCGGUUCCUGCCUCAUUCUAUAGCACUGGCGAUAUCGAGAGCGUAAGAAACUCGUUGACGACGUUAUAUGGUAUUCAGGAACAAAAUGGCCUACUCCCGUUUUCCGGCCCGCCGCUUCUCGCCAAAAAUAGUGAUACAUACCACAUGUAA
Messenger RNA from Daldinia childiae, 963 nucleotides. RefSeq lists its product as uncharacterized. The record is from RefSeq and is a predicted model, not a curated record. The transcript has 4 exons. Gene Ontology annotation, biological process: carbohydrate metabolic process. The coding region runs from base 1 to 963 and encodes 320 amino acids. Lineage: Eukaryota; Fungi; Ascomycota; Sordariomycetes; Xylariales; Hypoxylaceae.